Molecule: messenger RNA, 489 nt
Organism: Enterobius vermicularis (human pinworm)
Lineage: Eukaryota; Metazoa; Nematoda; Chromadorea; Rhabditida; Oxyuridae
Source: the annotation of a GenBank genome assembly
AUGGUUCGACGUCGUAUGGCAGCCCCGAAACCGUCACCCCCGGUACGAAGCGUAUCGAGACAACAGGCUAGCUCUGGGAGCUAUGCUGCACCUCAGUCAACUGCAACUCAUUCAACUCCGAUGGGGGGUUCAGUUUAUGGUGCGCCCCGGCCAGCAGGAAUGACAAUGGCUGCACCAACUGAGUCUCGUGGACCGAGCCUUAUGGGUCAGAUGGCUGCAACUGCGGGGGGUGUCGCUAUUGGGUCUGCAGUGGGACAUGCUGUUGGUAACAUGAUUAGUGGAGGUGGUGGCAGCUCUAGGGCCGAUGAACCACCUGCACCUGCAGGUACUGCUGCUGCUCCAGCAAAUGUUACAAACGCUCAACCUCUAACAACGCCUUGCGAGUUUGAAUGGAAGCAGUUUGUAGAAUGUUCGCAGACUCAAUCAGAUAUCAGCUUGUGCCAGAGUUUGAGUGAAGCAUUUAAACAGUGCCAGGCCCGUUACACCUGA